This is a messenger RNA of Colius striatus (speckled mousebird), 626 nucleotides long. It is a transcript of the gene RPL24, whose product is annotated as ribosomal protein L24. NCBI's taxonomy places the organism in Eukaryota, Metazoa, Chordata, Aves, Coliiformes, Coliidae. Gene Ontology annotation, cellular component: cytosolic large ribosomal subunit. Gene Ontology annotation, molecular function: mRNA binding; structural constituent of ribosome. Bases 103 to 576 code for a protein of 157 amino acids. The transcript is spliced from 6 exons. Gene Ontology annotation, biological process: cytoplasmic translation. The record is from RefSeq and is a predicted model, not a curated record.
GGGCCGUCCCGGCGUGCUGCGCGCCGCGCACACAACGCCGUUUCCCGUCAGCCUCUCUUCCUUUCGGGCCCGGCCGCCGCCCGCUUCGCAACAGCCGCCAUCAUGAAGGUCGAGCUGUGCAGCUUCAGCGGGUAUAAGAUCUACCCGGGACAUGGGCGCCGCUAUGCCCGCACUGACGGGAAGGUUUUUCAGUUCUUGAAUGCAAAAUGUGAGUCUGCAUUCCUUUCCAAGAGAAACCCUCGUCAAAUCAACUGGACUGUUCUGUAUAGACGUAAACACAAGAAAGGACAGUCGGAAGAGAUACAAAAGAAGCGCACGCGUCGUGCUGUUAAGUUUCAGAGAGCUAUCACUGGAGCGUCUUUAGCUGAGAUUAUGGCUAAACGGAAUCAGAAGCCUGAAGUACGAAAGGCGCAGAGGGAACAAGCUAUUAGGGCUGCAAAAGAAGCAAAGAAGGCUAAGCAGGCAACCAAGAAAACGGCUGUUUCUGCUGCAAAGGCUCCGACAAAGGCAGCACCUAAGCAGAAGAUUGUGAAACCAGUCAAGGUUUCUGCUCCCCGUGUUGGUGGAAAGCGCUAACUUGCCAAACUGUUGGUCAUGCUUAAUAAACAUCUGACUAACGUUCAUUA